ACAUCAACAUACUAAACAAUUUUACAAAAACUGAGAAUCAUCGCCUUUCGAUAGGGAAGCAAGUGAAUUAGCUGCCGCAUAAAUCCGUAUAUUUCCACACAAAAAUCACCCGUUUCAACCUGUCAUACCGAUAGAUAAGCAGCUAUGUCGGCCAGAUACGAUCGUGCAGUUACAGUUUUCUCCCCGGAUGGCCAUUUGCUGCAGGUUGAAUACGCUCAGGAAGCGGUUCGCAAGGGAUCCACUGCCGUCGGUGUCCGCGGAAAGGACGUGGUUGUGCUCGGAGUUGAGAAGAAAUCCGUCGCCAAGCUGCAGGAAGAACGAACGGUGCGAAAAAUUUGCUUGCUUGACCAUCAUGUCGUUAUGGCGUUCGCCGGACUAACGGCGGAUGCGCGUAUUUUGAUUAACCGGGCUCAGGUAGAAUGUCAGAGCCACAAACUGAACGUGGAGGAUCCCGUAACGCUAGAGUACAUAACCCGCUACAUUGCCGGCCUGAAGCAGAAGUACACCCAGAGCAACGGUCGGAGACCGUUUGGCAUUUCGUGUCUGAUUGGUGGGUUCGAUUACGACGGACAGCCGCACCUGUACCAGACGGAACCGUCUGGAAUCUACUACGAGUGGAAGGCGAACGCAACGGGGCGAUCUGCCAAAACGGUGCGAGAGUUCCUCGAGAAGUACUACACUAACGAGCUGGUCGAGACGGAGGAAGGUGCUAUCAAGCUGGCCAUCAAGGCCCUGCUUGAGGUGGUCCAGUCCGGCCAGAAGAACCUCGAGGUGGCCGUGAUGAAGCGCAACCAACCGAUGCAGAUGCUUGAUGCGGACACAAUCGAGAAGUAUGUGGCGAUUAUCGAGAAAGAGAAGGAAGAGGAAGCGGAUAAAAAGAAGCAGAAGAAGUAAGACUUCUUUUGGGAGUAUUUGAGCUUCGUUUUUUUUUCUCUAAACACAAGAAAUAACGUUAAUUUUGGUAAGUUGUCUUGGAAUAAAUAAUUGCCCACAUCAGUGAUAUGAACACAGAUUA
This is a messenger RNA of Wyeomyia smithii (pitcher-plant mosquito), 1015 nucleotides long. RefSeq names its product proteasome subunit alpha type-7-1 (gene Prosalpha4). The transcript is spliced from 2 exons. The coding region runs from base 145 to 894 and encodes 249 amino acids. Lineage: Eukaryota; Metazoa; Arthropoda; Insecta; Diptera; Culicidae. The record is from RefSeq and is a predicted model, not a curated record. Gene Ontology annotation, biological process: ubiquitin-dependent protein catabolic process. Gene Ontology annotation, cellular component: nucleus; proteasome core complex, alpha-subunit complex; proteasome core complex.